Paramacrobiotus metropolitanus is the source of this 868-nucleotide messenger RNA. Its product is annotated as BET1-like protein. Gene Ontology annotation, cellular component: SNARE complex; Golgi trans cisterna. The transcript has 3 exons. Gene Ontology annotation, biological process: regulation of retrograde vesicle-mediated transport, Golgi to ER; retrograde transport, endosome to Golgi. Gene Ontology annotation, molecular function: SNAP receptor activity. The coding region runs from base 175 to 537 and encodes 120 amino acids. Lineage: Eukaryota; Metazoa; Tardigrada; Eutardigrada; Parachela; Macrobiotidae. The record is from RefSeq and is a predicted model, not a curated record.
UAUUUUGGUUGAUUUUUCGACUGUUCCAAACAUUUCCUUUUUUCCCAAUCUCCAGUGAUUAUUCGUCCGUCAAACGCUUGAAUCUGGUAGAUUAAGGUACUACUUAAUCCCAGUUAUCCGUAGCUGUCCUCGGAUUCAUCGUUGUCCGCGGGAGUGUUGAUCGGGGGACGUCGGAUGGCGGAGGACUAUCUGUCGCGCGAUAACCAGAUGCGCUCGGAUGCGUUGUCGUCGCGUGUCUCGCUGCUGAAAUCGUUGGCCAUCGAUAUCGAAGGGGAGACCAAGGAUCAGAAUGUGUUUCUCGAUGAAACGGAGAAGGAGAUGGUAGCCGCCGGCAACUACCUGCAGCGCGGCCGGAAGCGCGUCGGGCAGAUCCUGGCGGCGGGGAAGCGGGACCGCAGGACGCUGCUGUACGUGGCGGUGGGCGUGGCGCUCUUCCUCUACACCACCUACGCCCUGCUGCGCCGUGUCGCGGCCCACGCCGGCGCCCCCACCGACCCCGUGACGACGCCGCCGCUCUUCUCCACCGGCCGACACUGACCUCCGGACCGGUUGCUUUUUCUACACUGAAUUUCAUGAGCAUUACCGAAUAAAGCGAUGUGUACUACUUUGUAUAAUUUAUAUAAUAAGCAUUUGUAUUUUAUUUUUUUCACUCAUAUUGUGUAUUAACUUCGGGUAAUUUGUCGCUGUACUGUGUUUAUAUUUUUAAACCUAAAUUCUAACAAUUAUUUUUUGACCGCGGAAUAUGGUACUUUCCUGUCGAUUAAGAGAUCUGCUGUUUGUGUUAAACUCCUGGUGAACUGCCGAUGUUCUGUACACGAAGAUUACUGUGAAUUUUAAUCCGAAAAAAAAAUAAGGAACGAGGCUGGAA